This is a messenger RNA of Aplosporella prunicola CBS 121167, 259 nucleotides long. RefSeq lists its product as uncharacterized. Lineage: Eukaryota; Fungi; Ascomycota; Dothideomycetes; Botryosphaeriales; Aplosporellaceae. The coding region runs from base 64 to 228 and encodes 54 amino acids. The record is from RefSeq and is a predicted model, not a curated record. The transcript is spliced from 2 exons.
UCACCUCACUUCGUUAAUCGGCUCUUUCGCGAACGCCUACAACUUUUACACCUAAAUUUUACUAUGUCUGAACCGCAAACCAAGAUACGCCACCUUUCGCAACAUCGGCACCUCCACGCGCACUAUUCCACACCCUCAAUAUCGCCAGUAGCUCCAUACCCACGCACGAGAAUUUUCACAGUAAACCCACCUAGUUCCCCUUCUCAACGCGGCAACUCAGCGCGAUAAGUCGAGCAACCGCAUCUCGUUACCGAAAAAA